Molecule: messenger RNA, 3057 nt
Organism: Peronospora matthiolae
Lineage: Eukaryota; Oomycota; Peronosporomycetes; Peronosporales; Peronosporaceae
Source: the annotation of a GenBank genome assembly
AUGGCCAACGCGCUGUACGCGUCCAUCAGGCAGAACGAUGACUCCGACUGCACCGACACCGACGAUGCCUCAAGUCUUGUAUUGUCGUAUGGCCCGGACCACGAAGAGCGUCGCGCGCUUCUCAAGAAGUUUGUGCUGGCAGUGCUGGUCCUCACGCCCUACCUCGUGCUCGUCGCGUUGUUUAUAGGCGUCGAUACUGGUGCCGACCAUAGCAACAUUGCACCUUCUUGCUCUUCCCUUUCGUCCAAUCAGACGAAGACAAUUGACGCGUGCGCCAUCGAGCGCCUGCAGCAGCUGGCUAUACAGCGUCCCGUUUACUACGACUCGUCUAUGCUCUCACGUCCGCAGCGGUACGCAGCGCUGCAGCAGAAAGGCGCGACGCUCUGGUUUACGGGAUUAUCGGGCAGUGGUAAGAGCACGAUCGGACGAGCGCUGGAGAAGGAGCUCCUGCAACGACGCAAACACGUGUAUCGACUGGACGGAGACAACGUGCGCCUCGGUCUGAACCGGGACUUGGGCUUUUCUGAGACCGACCGAGCUGAGAGUGUGCGUCGUGUGGGCGAGAUGUCUGCGCUGUUUGCUGAGGCGGGCGUGAUCACACUCGUGGCGCUCGUGUCACCAUUCCGCGCUCCUCGUGACGAGGUGCGCGCGCUGCACGAGAAGAUGAGAAUUCCGUUCUACGAGGUGUAUGUGGAUGUGCCAGUGUCAGUGGCUGCUGACCGGGAUGUCAAGGGGUUGUAUAAACGUGCGAUGGAGGGGGAGAUCAAGGAGUUUACAGGUAUCUCAUCACCGUACGAAGAACCGCAUAAUCCGGAGAUUCACCUUUAUACUUCGACGCAGUCGCUUGAGGAUGAGGUCAAAAUCAUUUUGGAGAAGCUGGUGAUGGACGGAUUGCUUACUGGAGUGAUGGAACAACCUACUGGGUACCUUACCGUGGCAGCAAUUGAUGCAAGUAACGAUGCUGCCACAUCAUCGACGCAGUUCCUGGACCGUCUGCGUAACUCGCAUCCUGACAACUACGACGCACUGCCUCGUGUUCUUCUGCGCAAUGAAGAUGUACACUGGUUGCAGGUGAUUGGCGAGGGAUGGGCUGCGCCACUGCGUGGCUUCAUGCGCGAGGGUGUCUACUUGCAGUCUCUCCAUUUUAGCAGCGUGUUAUACGACGCAGCCAACCUUACUGACGGUCGGCUGACCCUUUGCGAGCCCACUAACUUUUCUGAAUACUCAAAUGAGUUUGUGUCAAAGGGAAAGCGCGUGAGCAUGCCUGUGCCUAUUGUACUUCCGAUUAACAAUGCUACGAAGACGUGCAUUGGCGCAUCAAAAGUGGUGGUGCUUGUGGGUCCGUCUGGUAAGGAGCUUGCAUUGCUACAUGACCCUGAAAUAUAUGACCACCGCAAGGAGGAGCGUAUAGCACGGACUUUUGGUGCCAUGGACAGCGGUCAUCCCUAUAUUGCUGCUAUCUUGAAGUCGGGUGAGUACCUGCUCGGUGGUGAGAUUGAACUGUUAUCCCGCAUCAAGUACAAUGAUGGUUUGGACGAGUACCGCAUGACCCCGAUGGAAUUGCGUGACCGCUUUAGAGAAAUGAACGCUGAUGUUGUGCUCGCUUUCCAGACAAGAAACCCGACCCAUGCUGGUCAUGCCUACCUAAUGAAUAAUGCCCGCGAGCAGCUUAUAGCUCAGGGCUACAAGAACCCUGUGCUGUGGUUGUCUUCUCUCGGAGGCUGGACGAAACAAGACGAUGUACCUCUUGACGUACGUGUGCGUCAACAUGAAGCAAUUCUGCGCGAUGGUAUGCUGAAUAAGACUAGCACGGUUUUAUCUAUUUGGCCCUCUCCGAUGAUCUAUGCCGGUCCUCGCGAGGUGCAAUGGCAUGCAAAAAGUCGCAAGAAUGCUGGUGCAAGCUUCUUUAUUGUGGGACGAGACCCUGCUGGCAUCAAGCGCUCAGAUGGCGACAAAGACGACCUUUACGCCCGUGACCAUGGUCGCUUUGUUCUUCAUAUGGCACCUGGCAUGGAAGACUUCAACAUUCUAUCGUUUCCGAAGGUGUACUACGACGUACAGGAUCACAAGAUGAAGCCGAUGGACAGCAGCCGCGAGCAGGACUUUCUGUCUAUCUCGGGGUCGCUUAUGCGUAAUAUGGCGCGGCAGGGCCUGCAAAGAUGCGAGGGAGAUAGAAUUCCAGCAGGCUGGAAAGAUGAACCAAUGUGCGUACCACAAGGGUUCAUGGCUAAGUCUGGUUGGGAUAUCAUGAUUGAUUAUUACCAGAACGUGGAUAGUUUGCGCUGGAUUCCGUUCGGCAUGCAAUUUUCAAAGCCUUUGGUGGAUACUACACGCUCGUUUACAUCCGUUGGUACAUUUGGUCGUCCCGACUACAAGCUUUACUUUAAGAAUGACAAGGGCGAGAAAAUUUCUCCGUGGCACGACAUUCCACUUCAUCCGUUGGGUUCGAAGGACAAUGGCUCAUUUAAUUUCAUCGUCGAGAUUCCAAAGGGAACCGCGCACAAAAUGGAGGUAAAUAAGGAAGAGCAGUACAAUCCGAUCAUGCAAGACACGACGCACAAUGGCACUCGUGGCCGUGACUAUCUGUAUGGGGUGCCGUUCUUCAAUUAUGGCCUGCUCCCGCAGACAUGGGAAGAUCCGGGCGUAAAAGAUGGGAGUGGGAGCGGCGGUGACAACGACCCUCUAGACGUAAUUGAGAUUGGUGCGAAGCAGCUACCCAUGGGUUCGGUGAUCCCAGUCAAGAUUCUUGGUAGUCUAGAGCUUGUUGAUCAGGGCGAAGUAGAUCACAAGAUUUUGGCGCUUUCCGCUGCUGACGAGGACGCCGGGAAGAUAAAUAGUGUGAACGACUUGCAGAGCGUAAAGCCUGGCGUGGUGGAUGCAUUAGUGGAUUGGCUUACGAAGUACAAGAUUCCGGAGGGCAAACCAGAGAACGUGUUCUCCCCGAAUAGACUGGCGUCUAAAGAGGCCGCCAUCCAGAUCGUGGUGGAGAUGCAUGAGCGGUGGCAGAAACUUAAGGCAAGAGAGAUUAAAGUCAAGGACCAAUUCUGGCUCAACUAA